AUGGCUGUGUCUUCAAUCUUUGCAGCCUCAUGUUUGCUGGGAUUGGCAAGUGGACAAGUCACUGCAUCCUUCAAGAGUGCAACUCCGAACCCCUCGUCUGCCGUUGUAACAACCAUCAAUGGCACUCCAACCACCGUCCGCCCUAUUUUCACCAUACCGGCCUCUGCAGAUGAAGGCGCCAACUUACUGCCCAAUAUCCAGGACCCCGCCGCUCUGGAUGCGCAGGACGUUUGUCCUGGAUACAAGGCCUCGCAAGUUCUGGAAAACGAGCGUGGCUUGACUGCAGUUCUGACUCUGGCUGGAGAGAGCUGCAAUGUUUACGGGAACGACGUCGAAGUGCUCAACCUGAAAGUGGAAUAUCAGGCCGCCAACAGGCUGGCUAUCAACAUCAGCCCUGCAAAUAUUGGUCAAAACAAUGCCUCUCAUUACCUAAUCCCGGAGGAUUUGAUACCACGGCCCAAGCUAGAGACCACCUACAAGGAUCUUGACCUGAAGUUCGUUUGGGAAAAUGAGCCAUCUUUCUGGUUUAGUGUCACACGACAGUCAACAGGCGACGUCAUCUUCUCUACAGAAAAUACCAAGCUGGUCUACGAAGAUCAAUUCAUCGAAUUUGUUACGAGUCUUCCUAACGAUUACAACUUAUAUGGACUUGGCGAACGGAUCCACGGCCUAAGACUGAACAACAAUCUCACGGCUACGAUUUAUGCAGCAGACGUGGGAGAUCCUAUCGACACGAACCUGUAUGGCAGUCAUCCAUUCUAUUUGGAAACUAGAUACUUCGAAAGGGGAGGCAAUAAAACCAACAACAGACCGUCUCACGGCAAGAAGAAUGAGACUCGCGGUGGUGGAGGCACCGGCUGGGAGUCGUAUUCUCACGGAGUGUAUCUGAGAAACAUCCAUGGACAAGAAGUGCUUCUAAGAAAUGAAAGCUUGACGUGGCGUCUGCUGGGUGGAAGCGUUGACCUGUUUUUCUAUGACGGGCCAACUCAGCAGGACGUAAUCAAGCAGCACCAAUUUUCCGCAACGGGCCUUCCCGGCAUGCAAGCUUACUGGGCCUUGGGCUACCAUCAGUGUCGAUGGGGUUAUAGGAACUGGACGGAGACGCAGGAGAUCAUCGAUACAAUGAGGGCCUUCAAUAUACCACUGGAAGCCAUUUGGUUGGAUAUUGACUAUAUGGACCAAUACCGUGACUUCACCCUGGAUCCCGUGACUUUCCCGCGAUCCGGUGUCAAGGAAUUCUUCGAAAAGCUUCACGCAAAUCAUCAGCACUUCGUUCCCAUUGUGGACGCCGCGAUCUAUAUUCCCAAUCCGACCAAUGGAAGUGAUGCCUACGACACAUACACCAGGGGUAAUGAAUCGGGCUCCUUCCUGAUGAACCCUGACGGCAGCCAAUACAUCGGCGCUGUCUGGCCUGGAUACACAGUCUUUCCCGACUUCCUAUCGGAGAAUGGCGUAUCUUGGUGGGUGAAUGAGAUGGUCCUGUGGCACAAAGAAGUCCCAUACAGCGGCUUCUGGAUCGACAUGAACGAAGUCUCCAGCUUCUGCGUCGGAUCCUGCGGCUCCAACAAUCUCACGUUGAAUCCGGUACACCCUCCCUUCUCGCUCCCAGGCGAGGCAGGAAACGGCAUCUAUGAAUACCCCGAGGGCUUCAAUGUUACAAAUUCUACUGAAGCCGCCUCGGCGUCUUCAGCGGCUUCCAGUCAGGCAGCAGAGAAGACCUCCACCGCGGCUGGCAGCUCUACGUCGACGUCUUAUCUGCGCACAACACCGACGCCUGGAGCCAGGAACGUCGAUCAUCCGCCCUACGUGAUUAACCAUGUCCAGGGAGACCUCGCUGUGCAUGCAGUAUCUCCAAAUGCCACACACGCAAACGGUGUGGAAGAAUACGACGUCCACAAUAUCUAUGGCCACCAGCUCCUCAAUGCAACAUACCAAGGCCUCCUCUCCGUCUUCCCGGGCAAACGUCCCUUCAUCAUUGGUCGGUCCACCUUCCCUGGGUCUGGAAAGUGGUCGGGCCACUGGGGAGGUGAUAAUGCUUCCAAGUGGUACUACAUGUACUUCUCGAUUCCGCAAGCCCUGUCGUUCUCCAUGUUCGGCAUUCCUAUGUUUGGCGUAGAUACUUGCGGCUUCAACGGCAACACGGACCUCGAGCUCUGCUCCCGCUGGAUGCAACUCUCGGCCUUCUUCCCCUUCUACCGCAACCACAACGUCCUCUCCGCCAUCCCCCAAGAACCCUUCCGCUGGGCCGCCGUCGCCGACGCCUCCAGAAAGGCAAUGCACAUCCGCUACUUCCUGCUCCCCUACAUCUACACUUUAUUCCACCACGCGCAUACCAAGGGCGACACCGUCAUGCGCGCCCUCGCCUGGGAAUUCCCCAACGACCCGCAGUUGAAAGCCGUAGAUACGCAGUUCCUCCUCGGCCCAUCGAUCCUCGUUACACCGGUCUUGGAGCCCCACGUCGAUACCGUCAAAGGCGUCUUCCCGGGCGUCGCAGAUGGGGAGGUAUGGUAUGAUUGGUACACGCAGACUCCCGUCUCCGCUGCGCCGGGAGAGAAUAAAACCAUUUCCGCGCCGCUGGGCCAUAUCCCUGUGUUCAUUCGUGGAGGUAGCGUGCUUGCUACGCAAGAGCCUGGGUACACGACUACGGAGUCGAGGCGGAACCCGUGGAGUUUGCUUGUGGCGUUGGAUAAGGCGGGAGAGGCGAGGGGCGAGGUUUAUCAGGAUGAUGGGGAGAGUUUGGAGCCGGCGGAGACGUUGGUUGUGAGGUUUAGGGUUUGUGAGGGGAGGUUGGAGGUUGCUGUGGAAGGGGAGUAUAGGGAUACUAAUGCGUUGGCUAAUGUUACUGUUAUGGGGCUCGAAAGGAUUGGACGGGUCAAGUUGGAUGGGAAGGAGCUUGGUGGUGGUGGUGGAGCAGGGAGUGUGCGGUUCGAUGAGGAGAGGGGUGUGUUGGAGAUAAGUGGGUUGAAGAAUGUGACGAGUGGAGGUGCGUGGAGGAAGAGCUGGACGCUAAGCUGGGAGUAG
Messenger RNA from Westerdykella ornata, 3021 nucleotides. RefSeq lists its product as uncharacterized. Lineage: Eukaryota; Fungi; Ascomycota; Dothideomycetes; Pleosporales; Sporormiaceae. Gene Ontology annotation, biological process: carbohydrate metabolic process. The transcript has 8 exons. Gene Ontology annotation, molecular function: hydrolase activity, hydrolyzing O-glycosyl compounds; carbohydrate binding. Bases 1 to 3021 code for a protein of 1006 amino acids. The record is from RefSeq and is a predicted model, not a curated record.